Molecule: messenger RNA, 1314 nt
Organism: Eremothecium cymbalariae DBVPG#7215
Lineage: Eukaryota; Fungi; Ascomycota; Saccharomycetes; Saccharomycetales; Saccharomycetaceae
Gene: ISR1
Product: putative protein kinase ISR1
Exons: 1
Coding region: 1-1314 (437 amino acids)
Biological process (GO): protein phosphorylation
Cellular component (GO): cytoplasm
Molecular function (GO): ATP binding; protein serine/threonine kinase activity
Source: RefSeq, a predicted model, not a curated record
AUGGGGGUUCUUAACCUUUGGAACACGCCACCUUCGUCGCCGUUGGAGCAGUCACGGAUGAAGCAGCGUGUUGUGGGAGGGGAGGUUGGCUUGCAGACGGAGGGCAGGUGGCGGGAUGGGGGGGCGAAGGAGGGUCUGAUGGUGUUUCCCUCUCCAACGACACCUGUGAAGUGUUUUUUGGGUAGUGGCGGCAGCGAGGUGAAUCGAGUGGCACCGUCAGAGGUGGUGGUGGGUGAUAGGGACGACGGGGAGGGGCGCGCGGCGGUGGAGGAGGAAUUUGUUAGGAUUCUUCAGCGGCAAAAUGCCGGGUUGGUUGCUGUUGUGUUGGGUGAGUAUGGCCAGGAUAUGGUUGGGUAUGUUGCUGGACUUCUUCGAAGUGACGUUGGGAUGAUGCCUUGGCAAUUGGGUCUGUCUGCCAUAGGGAAGGGAUCUUCUUCGGUGGUGUUUAAGGUUAGCACAGGCGUAGUGGUGAAAGCAGAGGAGGGAGCAGCUGCAAGACGGUCAGAAGAGACACGGUCACUCGCUUUGAAGGUACCGUUGUCUAAGCGGAAGGCAGGCAUUUUGUUCCAUGAGGUGCUCAUUUACUCGUACUUGUGGCAGCAGGCGCGUGGGCGAUUAUGCGCGAACCAUGUUGUUUCCUUCCAUGGGGUGACAGCGAUUACUAAAGAGCAGUAUGCACGACUCCGUGCGAACGAAGUAGUGCCAGGGUUGGUGUUGGACCGGAUGGAUCUGACCUUGGAAAAGUUUUACCAGGAGCAGCCCAUUGCAAAGCGCCAGUGGUGGAAGUUCGCUUCGGAUCUUUUAGUUUCGUUGCAGUUUCUACGCCAGAGUCUUGUUAUCCAUGGCGAUAUCAAGACGGCCAAUGUGCUUGUACGCGGACGUGAUGCCUUCUUGGCGGACUUCACCUCUGCAUCUGUGCGGGACUGUCCUUCCGGCGAGGUGCUUAAUACGACGUUGGAGUAUUGCUCGCCGUUGUUGAUUGAGGGUAUGAAGCCCAACUAUGAUAGUGAUUUGUACGCUACUGGUCUCUGCCUCCUUUGUCUAAUUACUAAACACGAGCCCUAUCGUGAGUUAUCGAUGCUGAAAUCUCAUACUAACAUACCAGUGGCAAAUUCGCUGCACGAAACGCAGUGGCUCAUAAACGCCAUCUCGAAAUGCGAUCCACUCAAAUACAAUGUGCUUAAACAAGACCUUUAUGACUUGUGGGAAGACGAGUUGCGCUUUUUGAAACGCUUCUUCCAGUCAGACAGAGAACCCUUGCUACAUAUUUGGAUAGCAGAAUCGCGCUCGCAACUCGAGAAAUGUGCAUCCUGA